CCGAGCCUCACCCGAAUCUACUUUUUCUUUUAAAUUUCUUCUUUGCUUAUAUCCCUUUCUCUUCCUUCCUUCCUUCCUUCCUUCCAAUCUUUGCUCAUUUUCGCCAGAAUCCUUAUUGGACACACUUCAGGAACAAGAUAGAGACGGCGCGUUAUUAGGGCUUUGCUUUCUUGUUCUUUACUGGGAAUGCUUUUACUUUCUUUAUUUUGAAUAAGUAGUUCACAUUUAUGUCUUCAAUUCUCUGAAUUUUUGGUCUGAUCUUCACAUUCAGCAAGCCCUAGAAGUCUUCUUCUUCCCGGGGAUUUCCCUUAAUUUGUGUAACUUCUCUCUCUAAAAUACCCAUUUUGGGGGGAUUUGACGUUAAUUUUCUUUUCUGGCUGCAAUUUUCCGUCAGAAUUUUGUGUUCUGUACUUGAACCUCACUCUCAGACCACGCAACUGGGAUCUUUGGGUUUAGAUUAGGGUUUUGAAGAACUAGUGAAUAUUAUGAAAGGGGAUAAGAUGGCAAAGAGGUCUUCUUUUGGAAGCAAAGUAAGGAAGCGGCUAUCUGAUAUUACCAAUUCCAUUCCUCAGCCCAAGUCCCCUAUGCCGGAUAAAAAGCCCUGCCCAGCUGAUUCCUCCGCUAAGGAGUAUAUUGAUCAUCUUGUCAAGGAAAACAUGGCACUUGCAAAACUUAUUGCAGACAAGAAUAAAAUUAUUGAAUUGACCGGGAUAGAGUUGCAGAAGAUGCGUACUAAUCUUCAGAAAAUGCAGAUACAGAAUUGGACCCUUGCUCAAUCCAAUAGCCAUAUGAUAGCGGAGCUUAAUUUAGGCAAAGAAAAGCUAAAAACAUUACAGCAUGAGAAUGUGUGCAAGGAUGCAUUGCUUAAGGCCAAGAACUUGGAACUGGAGGGGAAAGGAAAAAUGAAAAACAGUCAAAAGAACUGCUGUGAGGUUGGCUCAAUUGAAGGGGAGAUCAUUGAUGAACAUAAAUCUAAUGAUGACAGUAAACCUGGUAAAGGCGGCAGAAGGCGCUCAACAAGAAGCCAAUCUAUGGGAUCUUUGACUGUGUCUCAACACAUGGCCGAGAAAGAGGCAUCUGAAAGCAAAAGGCGAUGCUUGAGAAGGCAAUCUGCUAGAUUUACAUCCCAGCAGCAUGAGCCGGCAGAAAAUUUGUUCGAGAUAGCAGAUCCCGACUUUCUAAAUGGUCCAAUGCAUGAAGGCGCUGCUGCUGCAGCAACUCAAAGAUCUGAUGAAACUCCAGACUCAGGAAGAACUAGAACUUCUUUAGGCAGGCCAAUGCGAAAAGCAGCUGAGAAAGUCCAGUCCUACAAAGAAAUCCCUAUUAAAAUUAAAUUGCGGAGAACAGAAUGAGCACAAGAGAGAGACUGAUGAUGAAGUUGUUUUCAAAUUAUGGUUAACAUUCCCCUUUCUUUUUGGGGGGUGGAUUUUAUUUUACAAGUUACUGCAGAAACUGGUCUGGCUUGCUCAACAUGAAUUGUGUCAUCAAAACAUAACUGUGAGGUUCAUAAUCUCUUGUAGAUAGAGAUUGAACUUAAGAUGUUGAUGCUGGGGCAACUUGAUGCUUUUGCCAGCUGCUUUAUUCACUUGUAUGGUUAAAGUUUAAGCAAGAAAGCAUUCUACUUGACCUUUUUC
Diospyros lotus (date-plum) is the source of this 1634-nucleotide messenger RNA. Its product is annotated as SHUGOSHIN 2. Gene Ontology annotation, cellular component: chromosome, centromeric region; nucleus. The record is from RefSeq and is a predicted model, not a curated record. The transcript has 9 exons. NCBI's taxonomy places the organism in Eukaryota, Viridiplantae, Streptophyta, Magnoliopsida, Ericales, Ebenaceae. Gene Ontology annotation, biological process: meiotic sister chromatid segregation; maintenance of meiotic sister chromatid cohesion. Bases 486 to 1352 code for a protein of 288 amino acids.